UUUCUCUAGUUUUUUAAUAAAUUAGUUUUUCAUUUUUUUUUAUUAUUUAAUUUUCAAAAUGAAAAUUGCACUAAUCUAAACGGCUUACAACGAUUGAUUAUUAGAAAUUAUAAAACAAGAAAAAAAAAUUUCAUGAAAUUAAAAACGAAAUAAAUCGAGAAAUUAAAAAUAAAUGAUAAUGAACAGCUUGUUAGUUAACACGGUCUUACACUAUCACAUACAUAUUGGCAUAAUUUUUGAUUUAAUUAAAAUAACUAAAUGAUUCAUUUCGCCUCAGUUGGCGGCCUCACUACAAUCUAAUGCUGUUGUUUUUAUUACAAAACUUUACAAAAUUUUUGUCCAAAAGAUAUUUUAAUAUAAACACGGUUUGGCGCGUUUUGCGUUACGUCAAUCGAUAUAAUAUGCAAGGAAUGUAUUCAAUAUUUAGAAAAAAAAAAGAAAUUUUCAUAAACCGAAGUAGGCCUUCCGUUUAAAUACUGUCCCAAUAAAAAUACCCACCCAAAUCAAAUCCAAACGAGCUGGUGUUACAGGCGCCCUGCACAACAAUUAAAUGGGAAUCGUGUCUCAUAAUUUCGAAAUCGAAACGUAUGCGUGCGAGUGCAUAUGUUAAGUGAAUAAACAUUUUAUGUGUAUGUACUUAGCAAACUAAGAAAGUUGAACAAAGUUUAGAUGAAAAACAACAACAAACGCAAUUACGGGAGUGUGAAAGAAAAGAGUAAAUAUUUAUAAUAAGCAACAAAUGCUUCGAAUAAGUCGGCUGUAAUUAAGUGGCCAAUCGUUCUAAUGUUUCAAGUCGUUGGUAAACUAAUUACAAGAAGUGAAUAACAACAUUGUUAAAUACAUAAUAAAUAUUAGAAAAUCUUCAGAAUAUAUAAAGUCUGAAAUGAAGUCUCUUAAAUGGUUUCAUUGGCUUGUAAUAUUAACUGUGUUCGUACUUCCAUCUUCUAUUGCCAAAAUCAACGAAUUUCGAGGCCAUACGAGGGAAAUAUGCAAAUACCGUAAAGGAAAAUUGUUGCAGCCUUUUAGCGAACAUCGUCGUCGUUUGUUUGCGGUGCGUGAACAAAUGCAAAUACACGCCUCAUUGGAAGGACCAGAGAUACACGCCUACAUAUUACCAUCGUACGAUGAACAUUUAAAUCAUGAGGUUGCUCCAUCGGAUCAACGCUUGCAGUAUUUAACUGGUUUCACUGGAACGAAAGCUUUUGCUGCCAUCACUCAGAAAGGAGCCGCUUUAUGGGUAGAAAGUCGUUAUCUUCAACAAGCCGAUGGAGAACUGGAUUGUGAUUGGGAACUAUUUCGUGUAAAUGAUUCGAUUACCAUAGCCGAUUGGCUAGAUGAUCAACUGCAUCCCGAUAAGCGUGUCGGGGCUGAUCCUCAUUUGGUGCCUCAUUAUUUAUGGGUGAAAUGGGAAAAUCAACUAAAAGAUAAAUUUCUAGUACUUACGAAAAUAAAUAACAAUUUAAUAGAUCUUAUAUGGGGUGAAGAACGCCCCGAAUCGCUUAAUAUGACCAUUCAGGUGUGGGAGAGAUCCUAUGCUGGUGAAAAAUGGGAGGAUAAAAUUCUUGAAUUACGUCAGAAACUUUAUUAUCAUAAAUGUGAUGCAAUGAUUGUAACAUCGUUGACGGAAAUUGCCUAUCUAUUGAAUGUUCGAGGCCGAGAUAUACCUUACACACCGGUCGUAAAGUCUUAUUUGAUUGUUAGCCAUCAGGAUAUAUUCUUUUAUGUGGACCGCUUAAAAAUGACUUUGGGUUUAAAUUGGCAUUUACGUACCGAUUGUUUUAAUGAAAUGUGCGUGAAAAUUAAAGAAUACCAUCAGGUAUGGAGUGAUAUGCGCACAUAUUCACAGAUUUGGAAACGCGUGCUGGUGCCAGCACGUUGCGUUCAAGAGCCCGGAGCAUCUGAGGCAAUUUUUUCAGCUUUCCCCUUAAAAAUUAUUUACGAACAUAUAUCGCCCGUGAUAUUAAUGAGAGCUCAAAAGAAUUCAGUUGAACAAGACGGCAUGCGUACUGCACAUGUUCGAGACGGUGCUGCCAUCUGUGAAGCGAUAAGCAAUUUAGAAAUGCGAUUCUUUACUGAGCAAUGGACUGAGGAAAAGAUCAAAUUUGAGGUUGAACGAUCUCGGCUUUCUCAAAAUCAUGCCAAGGGUUUAUCAAUGCGCACCGUAGUUGCCUACGGUGAACAUUCCUCUUAUCCGUAUUAUAUUUCUAGCAAUGUCACAGACGUUGAGGUUACCGAUCAAAGCUUUCUGGUGAUAGAAUCAGGCGGCCAGUAUUAUGAGGGAACCACAGAUGUCUCGAGAACAUUCUUAUUUGGUCAGCCUACACCAGAAAUGAAACAGUCUUACACAAUGGUCUUGGCUGGCAUAUUGAGAUUAGCACACUUAAAAUUUCCCUCCAAUUUAAGGCUAUCCGAAGUAGAUGCUUUAGUUAGAAGCCCCAUAUGGGAGUCAAUGAGCGAUUAUCCUCAGGCUACCGGUCAUGGAAUAGGCUCCUAUAAUGCUGUAGAAGAACCACCUAUAUCUGUGGCGUACGGUCAAGAAAGUCAUUUCCAUUUCAAAGAAGGCUAUUUCUUCUCCAGCGAAUCCGGUUACUAUAAGCCGGGCGAAUACGGUGUACGACUUAAGAAUGUCCUAGAAGUAAAAGAUACACAACGCGGCCACCCUUCAGGGGCUACAUUUUUAGCAUUCCAUGAUGUUACUUUAGUGCCUUACGAACCUAAACUAAUCGAUGGUACUUUGUUAAGUGCCUUAGAGAAACGUUGGCUUAAUGAGUACAAUGCAAAGAUUCGUGAGCUGGUCGGCGAUGAAUUGAAACGUCAAGGCAAUAUGCAAGCAUUUUAUUGGAUGAUGAACAAAACGCGGCAUAUACGCGAAUAUUUACCUGAGGAAGAGUACCGAGCGGCCACCGGUACGGGUAAUCGUUCACGUGCUUUCCUAACCAUCAUAGUGCCAGCAAUAUUAUUAGGUUUAACUGUCUUUGGUAGCUUUUUGCGAUGGUUACUAUAGAUAGUGAAAAGCUUUCUAGUUCUAACAGUCGUAGCUACUUUAAUAUAACGAUCAAUGAAAGAAUGUGACGUAGCAAAAGAAAGAAUAUAUGUACUUUUAUUGAAUAAGGUUUAGUUUUAAAUGAGUUUAGGGAAAAAUGUUGUAAUCUCAACGCUACAGGUUAUGACAAAAAACUAAAUA
This is a messenger RNA of Glossina fuscipes, 3184 nucleotides long. Its product is annotated as xaa-Pro aminopeptidase 2. The record is from RefSeq and is a predicted model, not a curated record. The coding region runs from base 884 to 3004 and encodes 706 amino acids. The transcript is spliced from 12 exons. NCBI's taxonomy places the organism in Eukaryota, Metazoa, Arthropoda, Insecta, Diptera, Glossinidae.